UUUGAUCCUCGACGUUUACCAUGUGUUCGUUUACUCUAUGUGGCUAUAAACUAUCAUUCUAGGCUUUCAGAAUGGGUAACAUCUUCGGAAACCUGUUCAAAGGCCUUUUCGGCAAAAAGGAGAUGAGAAUUCUUAUGGUCGGGUUGGAUGCAGCUGGUAAAACUACUAUCCUAUACAAAUUGAAGCUUGGAGAAAUUGUUACUACUAUACCCACUAUUGGAUUCAACGUUGAAACAGUUGAAUACAAAAACAUUUCAUUCACGGUAUGGGAUGUAGGAGGUCAAGAUAAGAUUCGGCCACUGUGGAGGCAUUACUUCCAAAAUACACAAGGUCUUAUAUUCGUUGUCGAUUCUAAUGACCGCGAACGUGUUGGAGAGGCCCGGGAAGAGUUAAUGCGUAUGCUGGCCGAGGAUGAACUCAGGGAUGCAGUUCUUCUUGUUUUCGCAAACAAACAGGAUCUACCAAACGCAAUGAAUGCCGCUGAAGUUACAGAUAAACUAGGACUACAUACUUUGAGAAACAGGUCGUGGUACAUUCAGGCUACUUGUGCUACAUCGGGAGAUGGUCUGUACGAAGGUCUCGACUGGUUGAGCAAUCAGCUAAAGAACAGAGGCUAAAUCAAAUUCCACGAUUAGCACCGUGCAAUUUUCCUGUAGGUCUGUUCCGUCUUUCGUUUAGCGUAUACUGUAAUAUCAUGGUACGAGUCAUUGGUGCUCGGUAUCCAAAUAUUCGUUUACGGUAGGCGUAGGCUGGGAACAGCACGAUAUAUUUCAUUUCUCCUUUUUUGUUUUACUCAACUCUGCUAGUUAUUAUUUUUUUCUUGAUUUUUGUCGCUCUUUUUUUGUUAAGAAAAUUUCUCUAUAGCGACCUUGGUACUGGUAUUCCAAGGGUCGCUGGUUUACUGUCCCUGUUUUAUGUGUAAUCGAUUUUUUUAUUCAGCGACAUCGGGGUGCAUUGUUUCACACCAUCUUAUCAUAUUCGUGUUGUGUAUCUCGUUUCUAUGCACAUACACCGUUCUCAGCCUGAUUUGUUAUCCCCCGCCCGUAUAAUUGUAAACUCGAUCACAUGAUCCCCCUCGCAUCAGCAGCAUGAUUGUCACUCCAUCUGUGUUAACUCGUAUUUAUUUAUUCUCUUCUUAACAUUUUGAAGAUGCGUAUCGCUUGAAGU
Molecule: messenger RNA, 1167 nt
Organism: Cylicocyclus nassatus
Lineage: Eukaryota; Metazoa; Nematoda; Chromadorea; Rhabditida; Strongylidae
Source: the annotation of a GenBank genome assembly